GUCCAUUGUUUUGAUUUGAUUAGAAAAUAAUAAUAAUAAUAAUAAACAAUGUUUUCAUUAUUAUAUGGAUUUUGGCGUUACCUGUUUCAAAAAGAUGAAUAUUAUGUACUUAUAUUGGGCCUAGAUAAUGCUGGUAAAACAACAUUCCUGGAACAGACAAAAAUCUCAAUGAAUCCCGGUUAUAAAGGUUUAAAUUUGAUGAAAAUAAGCUGUACAGUGGGAUUGAAUAUCGGAAAAAUUGAUUCCGAUGGUGUUGUAUUAAAUUUCUGGGAUCUCGGUGGCCAAUCUGAAUUACAAUGUCUUUGGGAUAAAUAUUAUGCUGAAUCACAUGCAAUCAUCUAUGUGGUCGAUUCAUCCGAUCAUGAACGGCUGGAUGAAUCGAAACAAGCUUUUGAUAAAAUGAUGGAAAAUGAAUCAUUGAAAGGAACGCCGUUAUUAUUUGUGGCCAAUAAACAAGAUGUUUCGAAAUGUCUGCCAAUAACGAGGAUAAUGGAUCAAUUUCGAUUGGAAACAAUCAUAUCAGCUGCACAACGUGAUUUUCAUUUUGUUGCCGUAUCUGCGUUGAAAGGCGAUGGCAUUAAAGAAUCGAUCGAUUGGAUAAUCGAAACGGUGAAAAAGAAUAAUGUUUUUAAGCCGCCAAUCAACGGAACUGAAUAAAAAUUUUUGUAAUGAAAUAUUUUACUUUUUAAAUUAAAAUUACUUAAAUUGAA
Dermatophagoides farinae (American house dust mite) is the source of this 710-nucleotide messenger RNA. RefSeq names its product ADP-ribosylation factor related protein 1. Gene Ontology annotation, cellular component: Golgi apparatus. Gene Ontology annotation, biological process: intracellular protein transport; protein localization to Golgi apparatus; Golgi to plasma membrane protein transport. The record is from RefSeq and is a predicted model, not a curated record. Gene Ontology annotation, molecular function: GTPase activity; GTP binding. Lineage: Eukaryota; Metazoa; Arthropoda; Arachnida; Sarcoptiformes; Pyroglyphidae.